GGGACGGCAGGUUUCGGCCGUGCCCCCUGCGAGCCGGGGCGGGGGGCGCCCCCCGGGUCCCGCCGCCCGGCCGGGGCCGGGCUCCGGAGCGGCUUCCCCGGUCCCCCCCUCACCCGCCUCCCCAGGGCCGGGCCCUGCCCGGGGCCGCCCCCGCUCCCCGCCUGGGCCGCCGGGGGAUGGAUGGGCGGACGGACGGACGGAUGGAUGGAUGAGGAGCUGCUCCGUGCCCUGGGGGGGCUCAGCCUGCAGCGCCCGCGGGGCCGCUUCGGCGGGAAGCUGGUGCUGCUGCGGGGGCUGCCGGGCUCCGGGAAGAGCACCCUGGCCAGACAACUGAAACGUGACUAUCCCAGCGCUGUAAUUCUUAGUACUGAUGACUACUUCUUCGAAAAUGGUGUAUAUGUGUUUGAGCCUGACUUCCUAGAGGAUGCACACAAAUGGAACCAAAAGAGAGCACACAAGGCAAUGAAGAAUGGGAAAAGCCCGGUUAUUAUUGACAAUACCAACAUCCAUGCUUGGGAAAUGAAGCCGUAUGUGAUGAUGGCACGCGAAAAUCGAUAUGAAGUUAUAUUCCAAGAACCAGAUACACCCUGGAAGUUCAAUGUUCAAGAACUGACGAGAAGAAACACUCAUCAUGUCCCUCGACAAAAGAUACAACGGAUGAAAGAACAAUAUGAGCACAAUGUUACCUUCCACAGUGUUCUUCACUCCGAAGAGCCAAGCAGAGAUGAGAGACGCUCCAGUUGACCAAAUGCGGCUUACAGCAUGGGUGCCCAUUUCAACCCCCUUCCAGCCUUCUCAAACAGAAGACCUCAUGUGGCUCGUACAAACCACAGGCCAUUUAACUGAAGAGGUGGAUUCCUCAGUGUAUUUUAAUUAUCAGGGUAUAAGUCUCAAGUUUUACUUUUUUUCUAAAUGAUUUUUAUUCAUGUAUUUUUCUACUACUUUUUAAAUUACUUCUAUUUCUUACAAGUCUUUAAAUGUCACUGGAUUAUAAUUUCACAGCUCUAUGUGGCUGAUCUAAGAGCACUAUCCUCAGUACAAACUGUACCUUCUCUCAACCCUCUUCCUCCAUGAAAAUUCAUCCAAGCUUAGUGGUGAAAUUUACUGGCUACACCACACGCUUUUUGUUUUUUGUUUUUUUUUUUUUUUUUUCCUGCAUCGUACUCUGUCACUAAUCAGUAACAAUAAAUAUUCCUAAAUUCUUUUUCUUACAGGCCACGUGGCCAAUUCCUUCUCAACGCAAUUGCCAUUUCUUGCCAUUUUAAUACUUUAUAACUGACUGUCUAACCUUGUGUAGCUUCCCACUCCAUCUUGCCUAGAGCAUUACUGCAACUUUAAGAGAAGAAAAGUCAGUGGUGGAAAACUAGCUCUUAACAGAUUGUAGCAAGAUUUGAUGCUGGUCCCUAUCUACACCUUUGCUGUCUGGAUUCAUACAGGUCUUACCUCAGCUCUGUCAUAGCCAAACAGCUUCUCCAGCCUGGAGGUGAAACACCUCAACGCACCAAACUGAGCCCUUUAUCUUGCCAAGACAUAGGAAUUCAACUGAUCCUGAGAUGAGUCCGUAUAUGGAGGGUCCUAAAAGGAAACAUUAGUGUCAGGCUAGUGCUUGUUAACUUUUAAGUAGGAAUAGGGCUACAGGAGCAGCUCUGAACACCUGAAGCACAAGGCUACCAAAUACCCAAACUAAUUCAGAAGUAUAAAGUAAAGACUUAAGAAAGGAGAGAAAAAAAUGUUCUGGUAAGGGGAGAAAUCAACUGCUUCCACCACUAAGUGCCAAGAAGCCACUGACUGAUGGGUGAGAAAAGAAGCUAUCCUGCAGUAAUUUUAUCCAUAUUGUUAAAUUCUGCUGAAUGUCCUUAUCAAGAAGCCUCAAACAUUUUUAAAACUCUGCAUUUGUGACAGCAAGUUUUUUGAAGUAAGUGUGGAUUAUUAAGCAGUGCUUAUAGAACGGGGCAUUAGUGAGCUAUUUUGCAGCAGGAAAUUAAGACAGCCUAUAUUGGACAUUAAGAAAUAGGGGUACAGCUCCUAUUCAUCUAGCAAUUUCGCAGGCAGAGAAGUGUAAGAUGUAUAAAUAAAUAUGCCGUUUCUGGGCAAAAGCCAAGCUGUCUUCAGUACAGAGUAGAUGUAUCAAAUGAAUUGCAUUUUCUACAUAAGCUACAUUUAAAGAAGCAGUAUCAUCAUUGUAAAUAACUGAACUAGGGGGCCUAGGGCCCCUGGCUCUGCAGUAUUGCACAAAAGUUUACAGAACUACCAGCAGGCUUUUGUCAGCCCAGAACAGAAUCACACAAUGGUAGGGGUUGGAAGGGACCUCUGGAGAUCAUCUUGUCCAGCCCCGCUGCUUGAGCAGGCACACCCAGAGCAGGGGGCACAGGAAUGCAUACAGGCGGGUUUUGAAUGUCUCAUGGGAAGGAGACUCCACAGCCUCUCUGGGCAGCCUGUGCCACUGCUCUGUCACCCUCAACAAUUCUCCAGUCCCGCUACUAUGUCCAGCUUGGUGACAGGAGCCACCCCCCAGUUCAGCACUUGAGCCACAUGAAUGGCCCAGGACCCCUGAAAAGUUGCCAGGUGGGAAGCUGGUGGUCUCAGUUCUGAAACAUCCUCCCUCCUUUGACCCAUGCCAGGUGGGAAGCAGCAGGGCAAGGGGCAGCCUGACAAACCAGCUAGAAUAUGGAGUUGUUGGCAGCCAGUGUAGCAGGACUGUUUGUCUCCAGCGGAGAAACUCCAAUUUUGAGAAGCUUCACCUGUUGAAAUUAAUGAGAACAAAGUAAUGAAGUCAAGUACUAACUCACUCCCAGCAAAAAGAUGUCUUGAUGAAAUCAAGGCUAGAUCUGAUUACCUUUCAUGAUGCUGUGGCCUCAAGUGCUUCUUUAGGGAGUGGUGCAGAAACACUGACCAAGGAUCUGCCAUUAAUACCUUUCUGUGGCAUUUUGCUAUGAAUCAAAUAAUCAUAGGCACUAUAUGGAAGGUUUGAGGGGAAAAGUACAAGAACUACAGCAGAAUUACAGAGCAAUAUUUCAAAAUUAAAAUGCUAUGUUUGGCAACAAUAAACUUUCAGAAUUGUUUAUUUUGCCCUGUGCUACCUUCUGACAGCCAAACAACUAUUCUAAUACUACAGACGGUAACAAAACAGAUUGCUUUAGACUGAAACAAAGAUCCUGCUGUAAUUUAAGAACACAUCAAAAUCAAAGCAAUGGCUUCUAAAAUGUCAUCAAAUCUUCAGCCAUACUGAUGCUAUUGUACAAUACAUGUCUGUGUGAGAAAUGUGUAAUUACUCAACUCAAAAUUAUUUUGCAGAUGAAAUGUGUAAUUUCACGAGUCUGUUUUAUUAAAUAUAAUCAGAAUUUAAUGUACAAAGUGUAAAAAUAAUUUGAAUUUGAAAUAUAUACAAUAAUGUACAUGUGCA
Phalacrocorax carbo (great cormorant) is the source of this 3403-nucleotide messenger RNA. NCBI's taxonomy places the organism in Eukaryota, Metazoa, Chordata, Aves, Suliformes, Phalacrocoracidae. The record is from RefSeq and is a predicted model, not a curated record.